AUGGGCGAAAUGGUCAAAAGAGGCCUCUUUGAACCAAAGAAUGUCGUUAUAACAUGCUCGAGCAGUGGCAAAUUGACUUCUUCUCUUGUGCGCUAUUGGCGUGAUCAUUGUUUACUACCAUUUGUUGGCAAUAAAUCUCUUCUGCUAUCUGAUAGCUGGCCCGGUCAAGGCGACGAAGAUUUAUAUACGAAAGAGGGUUGUGGUGGCAAAUUAGUUCAGCGCCUCGCCAUUCCACCUAAAACAACAUCGGAUCUUCAGCCCCUCGACUGCUACACAAACCGUCAAAUAAAGAAUUUUAUCAAAAAAUGCCAUCAGCGAUUUUCAAUCUAUGUAUUAUUAUCCGGGUUAUUCCUCUAUGUUCAAUCAACAUUCGAUGAUAGUACAACGACAUUUUCCACAUUAAGCUUACCGUCAAAUGAUGCUUCAAUCGAUUAUCGAAUUCUGCCCUAUGUAGGCAAUGGCCACAUUGCAACUGUUGUGCUUAGUAAUUCAGUGUACAUGAACGGAAUCUAUAAUGGAGAAAAUGGUACAAGUCAUCGUGCUCGUAUCCCGUCAACGCACAACUGGUAUAUACGCUCACCCUCAAGAUCCAAUUUUACAAAAUCAUUGUACACACUUAAUGUAUCUGCAGGCGUACAAAUGUUGGUGAUGCCAGAUGCUUUAGAACUUCUUGAAUAA
Molecule: messenger RNA, 678 nt
Organism: Didymodactylos carnosus
Lineage: Eukaryota; Metazoa; Rotifera; Eurotatoria; Philodinida; Philodinidae
Source: the annotation of a GenBank genome assembly